GAAAGCUGCCACUUCGCUGGAAUAAGAGUCAUGUUUAUGUUUCGCACGUAGUCGGUCUAUUUGAAAAUUCCAAUUGGGGACAUGUGGCAGCCUGCCAGCCAGAACAGCCCCAAACAGACCCUGGAACCAUUUUGCCACUUCCACAGUACGGUCAUACUGGACGCAGAUUCCAGCAGUAAAAAAAAUGCUCGUCUUAAGCUGUCCCACUGUUUUCUGUUAGUUUUCUGUUAAAUCAAAAGUGCUCCCCUCGCGAAGUGCGAAAAACAACACAAACGGGCGGCUCCACUCGGAAUAUUGAAACACAAUCGACCCAAAUACUGACACGCUGCAGUGUACUGUGACCGUUAUACCGUAAUUGUAUCGUAUCGAUGUGUUGUGAUUGUUUGUACAGGUGCAAAAUCGAUCUACAGAAUUGAGUCAAUUGGGCGAAAACUGCGACUCCGAGAAUACCAGACAUUACUCUGCUGGCCCCGAUUGUUGUUAUUGGAAAAUGUUCGGUCGGAAAAAUUGUGCCACCGCUUCGCUGUAGUGUGUGUGCGUGUGUGCCGUGUGUGUGUCAGCAAUUUAAGUUAAUUAAAAGCGUUAGCUAACUCUCGAUUUCGCCGCCCCCGCCAUGAGUAACUAUCAUCCGCAUCCGCACGCGCUGCCCCAUCCCCAUCCGCAGCAGCUCCAGAAUCAGCUGCAGAAUCACCUCCAGAACCACAACCAGAACCAGCUUCCGCCUCCGCAGCAGCGCCACAAUCCCACGCCCAACGCCGCCAGCCUCCAGUUGCAAUCCGGUGGAGCAUCCUCCUCUUCGGCGGCAGCCGCUUCCUCAUCCAUUCUGGUCGCCCAGCCGCCGCAGCCGCUGAUUAGCAACUCGCUGGCCAUCCGCCAGGAGAUCCAGCGCUUCGAGAGCGUCCACCCAUCCAUCUAUGCCAUAUACAAUCUGAUCGAUCUGCUCCCGCAGGCCGAUGCCCAGAUAGCCCAGUCCAUUCGUGACCAUGUGGUGUGCAUUGAAGAUUCGUUUGUGAACAGCCAGGAAUGGACGAUCUCGCGCUCCGUUCCCGAUCUCCGGCUGGGAAUCGUCGGCUCGCUGAACUCGGGCAAGUCGGCCCUGGUGCACCGCUACCUAACCGGCUCCUACAUGCAGGAGGAGUCGCCCGAGGGCGGCCGCUUCAAGAAGGAGGUAUUCAUCGACGGCCAGAGCUACUUGCUGCUCAUCCGGGACGAGGGUGGAGCCCCCGAAAUGCAGUUCGCUGGCUGGGUGGACGCGGUAAUCUUUGUAUUCAGCCUCGAGAACGAGAGCAGCUUCAAUACCGUCUACAACUACUACACGAAAAUGGCGCAUUUUCGGAAUGGACAGGACAUACCAAUGAUACUGGUGGGAACGCAAGAUGCCAUUAGUGAGCGCAAUCCACGGGUGAUUGAUGAUACCCGAGCUAGGAAGCUGGCCAGCGAUCUGAAGCGUUGCUCCUACUACGAGACCUGCGCCACAUAUGGCCUAAAUGUGGAACGUGUCUUUCAGGACGCCUGCCAGAAGAUCCUGUCGCAGCGCCUGCCUUUGCCACCCCAGAUGCAGCCGCCGAGACCCACGACCCCGCAGGGCAGUCGCCUAGGAUUGGCUCCCUACCAGGCGACACCCACCAACGGACAGCGCAGCCAGCAGCAGCAGCUGCCGCUGCGGAUGAGCACGGACUUCACCCAGGCAGAGCAAAAGCUCUGGUCCCUGCAAUCCAGCGCAGCGCCGACGACGGCCACUACCAACGAGAACAACAACAUCACCAAAUACAAUCCUGCAGCAGCCAGUUCCUUGCUCCAAGGUGACUGCUCGCAGGUGCAGUUGAGGGACCCACGCGACCUGGCGCCACCGCCGGGCAAGGAGCUGCCCACGCCCACCUCGACCCCGACGACAAGCCGCAAGAGCCGACGGCGAUCCAACCUGUUCAUCCCGUCGUCCUCGAAGAAGGCCGACAAGGAGAAGGAGCCAAAGAGCAGCGAGCUGGGCAGUGGACGCUCCAUACCCAUCAAGCAGGGCUAUCUCUACAAGCGAUCGAGCAAGUCGCUGAACAAGGAGUGGAAGAAGAAGUAUGUGACGCUCUGCGACGACGGCCGGCUCACCUACCAUCCCUCACUGCACGACUACAUGGACGAUGUGCACGGCAAGGAAAUCCCGCUGCAGUAUGUCACAGUGAAGGUGCCCGGACAGAAGCCGCGGGGCUCCAAGAGCAUAAUCACCAACAGUGCGCUAACCAGUUCGCUAAUGGCCAAUGGCCAGAGGACUCAAAAUGCGCUCAGCGACGGCAUCGGUUGCCUGACACUGGCCAAGGACAAUCAGCGCAAGCUGAGCGAGAAACUGUCGCUGCUGGGCGCCGCCCCAGGGGCUGCUGGCGGUGGAGCCGAGCCCUUGAAGUCGAACAGCUCGCAGCAGACGAGCGGAGAUGAGGGCAUUGCCAUGUCCAACUCCAAUUCGCAGACCUUCAUUGCCGGAGAAGCGACGGCCACGGCAACCAACAAAUUGGAGGCCCAGACGCCGAACGUGAAGAAGCGACACCGUCGGAUGAAGAGCAGCAGCGUGAAGGCGACUGAGGCGGACGACAAUGAUGGCUACGAGUUCUACAUCGUCUCGCUGGACUCCAAGCAGUGGCACUUUGAGGCCGCCAACUCGGAGGAGCGCGACGAGUGGGUGGCAGCCGUCGAGCAGGAGAUUUUCAAGAGCCUGCAGAGCAUCGAGAGCACCAAGACCAAGCAGGCAACUAGCACGGACCUGGCCGCCAUGCUGGCCAUUCGCCAACGGGUUCCAGGAAAUGGAUAUUGCGUCGACUGUGGAGCACAAAAUCCGGAAUGGGCUAGCUUAAAUCUAGGAGUACUCAUGUGCAUCGAGUGCUCUGGCGUACAUCGUAAUCUCGGCUCACACAUCUCAAAGGUCCGCUCCCUGGGCUUGGAUGACUGGCCGUCUCCACAUCUCAGCGUUAUGCUGGCCAUCGGCAACAGUCUGGCCAACUCCGUCUGGGAGGCAAAUACGAGACAACGGGCUAAGCCCACAGCACAGAGCAGUCGUGAGGACAAGGAGCGUUGGAUACGCAGCAAGUACGAGGCCAAGGAGUUCCUCUCCCCACUCAGCAGCGGACCCUCUGCGCAUCCGGGUCAGCAGUUGAUCGAGGCCGUAAUUAGGGCCGACAUUAAGUCGAUUGUCUCUAUUUUGGCCAAUUGCCCCUCGGAGGUGACCAAUGCAAAUGUCAGUGCCCGGGAUGUGCGCACUCCGCUUCUGCUGGCCUGUGCCAUAGGCAAUCUGGCCAUAGCACAGCUACUCAUCUGGAAUGGUGCCAACAUCAAGCACACGGAUCACGAAGGACGUACCUGCCUGGCAUACGCCCGAGCAGCCCAAUCCUUGGCCACCGCCAAGUCAAUUAAGGCUGCUGCAGCUGCGCAAGCGGGCACCACGAUUCCCGCUCCGGCACCACCCGCCGCCAAUGGUGGCAUACCGGCUCCCCAGUACAACGUCGAGGACACGACUGCCUUGGUAGAGCUCCUGGAGGGGUUGGGCUGCCCCGAAGCAGCACCGUUGACUGCGAGCGGCACCCUGCCCCGGAGACGGGACACGCUGGGUACGCCCUACGAGAAAUCCGUGUCCGGUGUGAUCUGAAUAUAAAUAGUUCAAUUUUAAAUAAGAAAAUCCCGAAUUUCGGUAUGGAAAUUGUAAAAUGAUUUAGAUUUUUUGUUAUAUGUACGUAAUGCAAUUAGUUUAAAUUCGACCGCGGGAAAUUUGUAUAGCGUUUAAUAUGUAUAGACUUUACAAAUGUUGUGCAAAUGUUUUAUUAUUAUUUGGCAAACGUUGAAUGAGAAAAUUCACAAGUUUUAUUUAUGUUUCUUUUUUAGUUUGUUUAGUUGCUAAGUAAAACAAAAAACAAAAGAAAAACCUGUACAGUCUUGUUGUAAUCUCAAGUGUAUAAUUUAUUAUUUCGAAUUACGUAUUACUAUAUUAUUAUUGUUUUAAUC
Messenger RNA from Drosophila serrata, 3978 nucleotides. RefSeq names its product Centaurin gamma 1A (gene CenG1A). Gene Ontology annotation, molecular function: protein binding; GTP binding; GTPase activator activity. The record is from RefSeq and is a predicted model, not a curated record. Gene Ontology annotation, biological process: activation of GTPase activity. Lineage: Eukaryota; Metazoa; Arthropoda; Insecta; Diptera; Drosophilidae.